Molecule: messenger RNA, 2758 nt
Organism: Saccostrea echinata
Lineage: Eukaryota; Metazoa; Mollusca; Bivalvia; Ostreida; Ostreidae
Exons: 2
Coding region: 520-1572 (350 amino acids)
Source: RefSeq, a predicted model, not a curated record
UGCUGCACCAUCGCCUGAUGUCAGAAGUUUGGUGAUUUGAGGGGCUUUUCUUUCAUUACAGUGGAUAAUAUUUUGAUAUUCGAGGUUCUCAGCAGUCAUUGACAUUUGAUUAAAGCGAAAAAAGGGACUGUAGUCUGGAAAUUGAGCGGAAAAUAUUGAAAUUUGGAUCAAAGACAGUUAAAAGUCAGCGGGAAGUUUGGAGGAUCAAUAAACUUUGUGUAUUGGAUAAACACUGGUUCUAUACUCGGUAGCAGACCCGCCUUCCUUGGCGGUAAAUUAUCUUGUCCUUGACCGAGGUUUGGCCACACGCUAUUUCCACGUCACAGUGCAUGUUCAAGGUCUGAUGGACUCCAUAGCCCCCUUCUUAUCAAUAGCCGAUCACUUAAAGUAUAAUAGCUCACAUAGACCUACUGAAUAGGAAUAGGAAUGAAUUUAAAUGCUCUACCUGUGCAGAUAUGAUACGUUGAAUAGAUUAUCAUAAUAAACUCUUUAUGACAUACCGACGCAUGCGCCUGUAAGAUGAAAUCGGAAUCCAAUCCAAUGACGCGAAAUAAUCGUUUUGAGUCAGUAUUGAAAAUACCGGCAAACGGCACGGAAGGGAGAUUUAACUCGAGACCGACGACAACAUUUAAUUUCCGUCGAAGAGCAAGUGUUACUUUUGAUAUUGAAUCGAUAAGAGAAAUUGAAUUUAGCAAUGAAAACUCCUAUCACGGAAAAAAGAACAGUGACACUCAUUUAAGGAGGAUGAGCGCUCCCGAAUUGCCGCCAAUACAGGAUAGAGCCAGGAAUUCUCCCCUUCCCGCAUACCAUAGCAGUCGUUACAUUCGAAGUAGAAGUAGCAAGCCAAGUACUAACGCUAGUGACAGUUCUCACAGACAUCGCUUUACAAAGUCACCUUUCAGUCAGGAAUCGUCUGAAUCCGCCAACAGUAAUGGCAGAAAGUUGACCAACGGAUAUAUUCAGAGAUCAAAGACGUGGGUUCCUUCAGAACAGACCAAUACUUCAUCAACUGUGAGUACUUUGAAAUUAGAGUCCAUAGAUAAAAAAGCAAAAAUGAGUACGCCAAGGUCUGUCAAAAACGGAUACCGGACCCGGUUAUCCUCCAAGGAUAAUUCCAUUUCUAGUGGAAACAACAAUACCGCACAACUUAAAAAGAAAAGCCUUACGCACUGUCAAAGUGAACCUAAGAUUUCCCCUAUUUCUGACUACACAACGAACCGACAAAAAACGACGAUGCGGCAAAAAUCUCGAACGAACAAUUCUGUGAACAAUAAAGUACUCUCUAUAGAUAAAACAGACAAUUUGACCAAAAACAGAUACAAUAGUGGUACUGUCAACGGCAUGAGGCGCUACAGUUCAACCAUCCAGUUGAUACCGCAGAAGCAUGUCGGUUACGAUGAUUAUGAAGACGAUUCGGGCGAGGAUUCUGAUAAAGAUCACAUGAUCAUCAACUGGUUAAUCGGAGUGGACAACGAAGACCCAGAAGAUAUUCCUGAACCUGAAAUUGAAUAUCCGGAAGAACCACCUCAAACAGACACUGCUCUACACAUAGUGUAUAAUGGAGACUCGUGAUAACAGUGCCAACUUCCUACACAGGAAGUCUGCUUCACUAUGUGGCAUUUAGAACCACGAACGGUUGUCCGAAAGACAGGAAUGUUGUCGGGUUUAAGAAGCCUAUCUGUGAUAUGAUACUGUGAUUGGUUCAUGGGUUUAUAUGGUGCUUUGUAUUGAAGAGUAUAAUGGAUGAAGAUUUCGCUUGUGCAAUAUAUUUGUAUGGGAGACAAUUGGUCUAUUGUGGAAUCGUACAUGAUGCUUUUUGUAUUCAUUUUCUUUUGAAAUGGUUACAUUGACUUGUGUAAUGAUGAAAUGUCGGCCUAUUAAGCCAUAUAUUCUAUUCACAAGAAUUCAAUUUUUGGUAUCUAAUAUUCCUUUGCAUAGCUGUUGAUAUACAUUGACAUAAAUACGUCGAAAGCCUAUUUCUACAAGCUAGGACCAUUUAAAUGUAAAUUUACUGACUGCUUUACAUAGAUUUAAUCUAAAUAUUUUAAUUGUAAAAGCUAACUAUGGAAAAUUAUUUGUAUUGAAACUAAAAAAAAGUUAAAGGAUUUUUUUUUAUGAAGAGCGUGUCGAAAAUAAGAAACGAUUAACGUUUAUAAGAAAAAUAAUUCUUGUCCGAUUUGUAAGAUAUUGUAAAAGGUUAUUUUAAUUGAUAUUAAUUUUUUACUGUUCCAUAUUAAAGUACAAAUUUAAUUAUUUAACAGUUUAAAAUCAAAGUUGAUUAGUGGCCAUUUUUGACAGACAAUAAAACCUUAGCAUGAAUGGUGUGACCUACCAGGGGGUAAUUAAAACGAUUCAUUCAAAACUAAUUAGUGGACACAUUGUUGCCUAUUAAAUCUAUUGUCCAUAUUCUCAGUCUGUCAGUCGACAGAUUUCUUCACGUACAAAUCGCCCAGUAAGCUCAUUAUAUUUAAACCUAGCUAAUAAAAAUUUUUGAAUUCUGGAAACAACUUUCUUUAGAAAUCAAAUGAAAAUCUGCUCAAUUGUAUGACCAUUUGUUCUUGAGAGUAUUAAGAUCAGGGUUUUCCAAAUUCAGUGCACGUCAAUAUAACACUUAACAAAGUAUAGCACGGCAAAUUUCCAUAAGAAGGUAUUAUGGGUAUACGUAAUUGAGUUCACAAACUCUGAAGUUUUUGGUCAUUCCUUUAAAGUGUUACACUGACAUUCCAGUUCUUGACAUUCAGAUCUCUGUAAUUUUUAA